This is a messenger RNA of Spodoptera frugiperda (fall armyworm), 2087 nucleotides long. RefSeq lists its product as uncharacterized. The transcript has 10 exons. The record is from RefSeq and is a predicted model, not a curated record. Bases 284 to 1909 code for a protein of 541 amino acids. NCBI's taxonomy places the organism in Eukaryota, Metazoa, Arthropoda, Insecta, Lepidoptera, Noctuidae.
UAUUUAAUUUAUAUUUACAUCAAAUCGAAGUGCAUAAUACUCGAAAUAAUUAUUCAUACAACAUACUAAUAUAACGUGAAAUAAAAAAUAACAUUACACGAGAGAGAAAAAGAACAACAUAAACGUUUCCCAAAAAAAUGGCACCAACAUUCAAAAAUGGCGCAUCAUAAUAUCUUAUUGUUUUUAUAUUCCUAACAACCUCGAACACGGAUUUCAAUAUUGUUUACAAUCGGACAUAAAUGCACUGUUUACAUUUUAUUAUAUUCUAAUUUGUACGUUACUUAUGGAUGACUGUUGUGGAAAAACGUAUAAUAAUGGUUUAGUGGAUUCUUCCAGUUAUAUCAUUUGUCCGACAAAUAAUCUUAUAAAAAAUAACUAUGGCCAAGGAAAAACAGAAUUAUCGAGCAGUCAUCCAUUGGGUGGAAAUAUUAAAACGAAUAAAAUAGAGGAAACAUGUGUUAAAGUGCCACCUGCAACGCCCAUGAUAUCAGCGUUAAAGAAACCCGUUACAAAUUUAAAAAAUCAAGCCAUCAAUGCCAAGAUUGCUACUCCAAUAAAAGUUUCUCUUGAACCUUACUGUUCUGUAAAGUUGGAUUCAAUAAAACAAUUAAAAGACAGUACAAAGAAAUUAUUAUGUUUGUUAGAAGACAUUCAAGUGAAGGCAAACUUGAAAGAUUUUCCUAUAUCCGAUAGAAAUCAAAUCAAGCUUGUUCAAUUACAAGGGGAUGAUACAAAGGAGCCUCUAAAUACUGAAAGUGACCAGGCACUGAAAACAUUGGAAGCGAAAACAAAAGCAUUAAAUAAGAUUUACAUAGAGGAUGAAGAUGACGAUUGUUCAAUAUUUAAAAGGCUGACAAGAAAAUGUAAUUGUUUAAAUCAGCUGGAAUAUAAUGAUUUUAUAAUACAUUUCAAUGAAAAUACCAAAUAUUUCACAAGCACUACAGGAGAAAUUAUAAAGAAUAUGCGCAUUCUGAAGAAAUUUUUGUAUAUGGGAGGCAGAUAUACCAAAAAUGCGCUUAUAUUUUUAAAUGAGGGUCUGGCAGAUUCAGCUUACGCAGAAAAGGUGGAAAUUACUCAAGGAUGUUCUCACUCAGACAUGUGUAAUGUUUUUGAAGACAAUUCCAUAGUAACUACGUGUAUAUCUUGGCCUUGCAAGUUAGAGUACUAUGGGGAUACCGUCACUCAGAAUUUGGCAGCAUCAUUCUUAUACAAACUAGCUCAGUUGGAAGAGGGACGUCGAUACCUGAAAUACACAUCGAAAGUAACGAAUGACAUUAAAAAGAUUUUAAGGAAAAAAGGAGCUAAAUUAGACAUAGAUACUGUCGAAUUAUUAAACGCCGUAUUAAAAGUGAUGCACCCACCAAUGACAAACCAUAUAAAUGGUACAUACCAAUAUAGGCAUCUUGAUGAAGGUUACGGGAGUGCAAAUUUUAAGGCUCUAUUAGAAUUCAGAGCGCAUAUGUCGAUAGACGAAGUUUUCACUCAUUUAGACCUACUAAAUAAUUUGAGUAGCGACGAAACAGGCAAAAUGGAACUGACAAAGAACUUGCCUAGUUUGCUGCAACUUUUUAAAGAAAUGUUGCAGCAGUAUGACAAUAGUGAAAUGAACAUAAUAAUCACGAAUAUUCUAAACAAUAUUGUAUCCAAAAAUAUGUUACAAGAAAAUAAUGAAUCGGACUGGCCGAAAGCUAUGAUUGUGGCAAAUAUAGCUACUGAGCCUGUUAAAAAGAAAAAUGUUCAAAUACAACCAUCAGAACCUCGUGCAAAGAAAAAUAGCAAGAAGACAAAUAAAUCGCGAAUUUUCUUGAAGAAUCAUAAAGCUAUUGCAGGCCCUGCUGAUCUUAACAAAUCAAAAAGGUUGAUUAAAGACAGAAGACCAGUCAUAGUAGUACCAGUUGAAAAAAAAUAAAGAUGGUGUAUUGGUAAAAAAUCUAUAAUACCAGUAACAAUACAUUAUUUUUAUAAACAACAACACCAACCCAAAAUUAUUACAAAAAAAUAAUUUACAUUAAAAUGCUGUAUAUAAAUUUAUACACAAUUUUUUGUAACAAUUUACAUAUUUAUUUUAUUAAAGUUUGAAUACAAAA